This is a messenger RNA of Nelumbo nucifera (sacred lotus), 1464 nucleotides long. RefSeq names its product S-adenosyl-L-methionine-dependent methyltransferases superfamily protein. The record is from RefSeq and is a predicted model, not a curated record. NCBI's taxonomy places the organism in Eukaryota, Viridiplantae, Streptophyta, Magnoliopsida, Proteales, Nelumbonaceae.
AGUCGGAUACCGUGUGUAGCACUUCCCUCUUUCACACAAUUUCGCAAGUUCGCAACGCGCAAACUAAACCUAGACAGUUCAUACCGGCCUCGAUUUUCAAACAAGGAAUAAUGGAGGAACACCAAGGUCAAGGACUCGAGCCUUCGAAUCCUGCUUGUCUCCAUUUAUUCUCAGCUUUCGUCGCUAUGGAGCCUAUCGAUUGCUUAAUCUCCUUGGCCCGAGAAUGUGGUGGAGGGUCGAUUUCCCAGGAAGUUCAGAGUUUCAUUUGGGAGCAGUGCAUUAGUAAUGCUGGGAGCAGGAAUCAUCCGAGCGAUUCAUACAUAAAGAACUUUCUGAAGAGGGUUAUCGUUGAUGUGGAGUCAAAUUCAGAUAAUGCGUUGGAUGAGUUAUACGAACAGUAUGCAUGCUAUAUGACAUCAUUAAAGGAUGAUGGUUCGUUGAAGGUCAAUACCAAGGUCUGCAAGACCAUCUCUUUUCUAUUUCCUGAUGGUUCCUCCGAAUUAUUAAGUUGUCCAAGAUCAAUGAAAAUUGUAGUUCCAUUGCUAUGUUCACUCAACAUGCUGGAAGGAGAUACUGGGUGUGCCAUUUGGCCGUCAAGUCUUUUCCUGUCAGAGUUUAUACUUUCUUACCCAGAAAUAUUCUCUAGUAAAUCUUGUUUUGAGGUAGGUUCAGGUGUUGGUUUAGUUGGUAUUGCUCUCACCCAUGCAAAAGCCUCCAAGGUGAUACUAAGUGAUGGUGACCUGUCAAGUUUAGCAAACAUGAAGCUUAAUUUAGAAUUUUAUCAAUUGAGUACAGAGAAGGAGAUGCGUCAAAGCCAAUAUCAGAACUUCAUAAGUUGGGUGGAGUGCAAACAUCUGCCAUGGGAAUCUUCAACAGAAAGAGAACUACAAGAUUUCAUGCCGGACAUAGUGCUUGGUGCAGAUGUAAUUUAUGAUCCAAUAUGCCUGCCACACCUUAUUCGAGUGCUUUCCAUUCUAUUGAACCCAAGUAAAUCCAACCCUCAUGAAGAGAGAGACAAUUGCCUGUGUUUAUCAUCUGAAAAGGGUCAUAUCACUGGUAACGGAGACUAUUGUAAAGAUCACAGUGAGUUUUGUGCAGGUAAAUCUGUUGCAGCUGAUUGUGAUAAUUGCCAGGGAUUUGAUACUCAAGUAGCAGCAGCUCAUAAUCAUGUCCCUAAUACCAAAUCUCAACCCAAUACAACAAAACACCCAGUGGCUUACCUAGCCACUGUUAUACGCAAUGUAGAUACGUUUACUUGUUUUCUCAGACUAGCAGCUGAAGCGCAUCUCUCUGUUGUUGAUGUAACUGAAACUUGGCAGCCACUUAAUUUGCUGCCCUACAUGCAAUCGUACAAUCGGUCUAGUAUACGGUUGUUUAUAAUCUCUUUUUCAUGAAAUUUUAAGAAGGAUGGUGGUAUUGUUGCAAGUCGCUAGUUCCAUAAAUUCGAGCUUAUUACUUGUUUUA